UAUACCAGAAUGCCCUCUUCUCUCUAACUCAUUCUUAAACCCUACCAUCUAUCUCUAACAAGUUAACGAUCCCCAACAAAGUUUUCUGUAACAACCUUAAUAAUCAACCUUAAAACCAACUACAGUUACAAGGUGGUCAGAAGAGCUAAAGGACAUGGUUGUCGCAACCAUGGCCUGGCUCUCUGGAGCAACCAAGAGCCUCCAUUAUCGCCAACUCUUCGCUCACCGCCACCACCAAAAAUCAACCUCGUCUUCCACCCUCGGAAUCCUCACAUUCGACGUCGCUAAGACUAUGUCUCGCCUUGUCUGUCUCUACAAAUCUCUCUCCGAUGAUCAACUCUUAAAGCUCCGAAAAGAGAUCAUGAGGUCUAAAGGUGUAGCCUACUUGAACUCCAAAGACGAAGGCUUUCUUCUCAACCUCGCUUGUUCCGAGCGGCUCGAGGAUCUCAAUCAAGCUGCCAUCGCCGUCGCUCGGUUUGGCCAGAAGUGUUCCGAUUUGGGACUCAAUCGCUUCGACCUCAUUUACUCCGACUUAAAACUCGGGGUCAUCGACCUGGGAAAACUCGAAUACAACACGAAACACGUCCUUAAAAUCGUCGAAAGAAUGGAGAAAUCCAUUUCCGCCACCGCCAAUCUACACGCAGCGUUGGAAUCUUUAGCCGAAUUGGAAGCAUCGGAGCGAAAAAUAGAGCGGUGGAAAAACACUAUCGGUCCCAAACAGAUUUCGAACUUGGAAUACAUAAAGCAGAAAAUCGCAGUUCAGAGAAAACAAGUGCAACACUACAGAGAAACCUCGCUGUGGUAUAAAGGCUUCGACAAAAGCGUCGGACACAUGGCUCGAAUCGUUUGCGUCAUCUACGCUCGAAUCUGCUCCGCUUUCGAACCCUACAUUUCGGAUCUACCAUUUUUCUCCAACAACAGCAACCUACGCCCUGUUUCAAAUCAUAACAAAAGGCAAAACUUUUGGAUUCGCCAAGACAAUGAAAGCGAAUAUGAAGACACAGACAAGAACGAAAAGUCGAAUUCGAAAUCAGGCCCAGUACCGAAUAACAAUAAAAGGUUUAUAGUCAGGUUCUUGAGUCACGAACUGAACCCAUCUUCACAGGACCGUGAUAUCGAGUCCACGACAACCCAACGAAACCGCGGAGCGAUGAUGACGAAUUACAACAAUCACGUGUUCGCGUUGGCGCCACCGCACACGGUGGGUGGUUCGGGGCUGUCGCUGCGGUACGCGAAUGUGAUAAUAUGUGCGGAGCAGUGUUUGUACGCGCCGGCUACGAUAGGAGAGGAGGCGCGUGAGGCAUUGUACGAGAUGUUACCGGCGAGGCUUAAGGGGACAGUGAGAGCGAAGCUGAAGAGCAAUCGGUUGAAAAGGGACGAUGAGGAUUGCGAUGGGCACUCGCUCGCAGAAGGAUGGAGGGACGCGUUGGAAGAGAUCAUGGGGUGGCUGGGGCCUUUGGCUCAUGACACGAUUACGUGGCAGGCGGAGAGGAACAUGGAGAGGCAGAAGUUCGAUUCGAAGCCGAGAGUGUUGUUGUUGCAGACACUGCAUUACUCAGAUUUGGAGAAGACGGAGGCCGCCAUUGUUGAGGUUUUGGUGGGGUUGAGUUGUAUAUAUAGGUUCGAGAAUCGAUGCUUGCCUGGUAGUUCUGCUACUGUUCAGUAUAUAUGAACAUCGCUGUUCUUUUUA
Messenger RNA from Quercus robur (English oak), 1690 nucleotides. RefSeq lists its product as uncharacterized. The record is from RefSeq and is a predicted model, not a curated record. NCBI's taxonomy places the organism in Eukaryota, Viridiplantae, Streptophyta, Magnoliopsida, Fagales, Fagaceae. Bases 155 to 1672 code for a protein of 505 amino acids. Gene Ontology annotation, biological process: positive regulation of growth. The transcript has a single exon.